Trichogramma pretiosum is the source of this 774-nucleotide messenger RNA. RefSeq names its product RNA polymerase II subunit A C-terminal domain phosphatase SSU72 (gene Ssu72). Gene Ontology annotation, cellular component: mRNA cleavage and polyadenylation specificity factor complex; nucleus. The coding region runs from base 1 to 591 and encodes 196 amino acids. Gene Ontology annotation, molecular function: RNA polymerase II CTD heptapeptide repeat phosphatase activity. The record is from RefSeq and is a predicted model, not a curated record. The transcript is spliced from 4 exons. NCBI's taxonomy places the organism in Eukaryota, Metazoa, Arthropoda, Insecta, Hymenoptera, Trichogrammatidae. Gene Ontology annotation, biological process: termination of RNA polymerase II transcription.
AUGGUUAUGUCAAACUGUUCCCUUAAAGUUGCUGUCAUAUGUUCAAGCAACAUGAACCGAAGUAUGGAAGCACAUGCUUUCUUGAGUAAAAAAGGAUUCAAUGUCAAAUCAUAUGGCACUGGCGAUAAAGUUAAAUUACCUGGAAAUGCACCUGAUCGACCAAAUGUUUACGAUUUUGGAACAACUUACGACGAAAUUUACAAUGAUUUGUCGAGUAAAGACAGACAAUAUUAUACUCAAAACGGUCUUUUACACAUGCUGGAUCGCAAUCGAAGAAUAAAACUAAAGCCAGAAAGAUUUCAAACUUCAAAUGAAAAAUUUGAUAUCCUUAUUACUUGUGAAGAAAGAGUAUAUGAUCAAGUAAUAGAAUGUAUGGAAUUAAAAUUAUCUCAAAAUAAUGAAGCUGUUCAUUUAAUUAAUAUCGAUAUCCAAGAUAAUCAUGAGGAUGCUACAGUUGGAUCAUUCUUAAUCUGUGAAUUAGUACAAUUGCUUGCUAAGAGUGGUGAUCUGGACAACGAUAUAGAUGAACUUCUACACGAAUUUGAAUCAAAGUUUGAUAAAACAGUCUUACAUACAGUGUUGUUUUAUUGAUUCUGUAUGAAGAUAUACAUAGUUUAUAUAAUAAAGAGAAAAUAUUUAAAAUUAAACUCAUUUCUUCCUAUAUUUCAAAUCAAUAUCUAAAAAUUAUCACAUUAUAAGGUGGUACAAAAACUAUUUCGGCUGGCCAUUUUAUUUUUCUUUAGGUUAUAUACUAGAUACAGAACUGAAUAGACA